Molecule: messenger RNA, 1222 nt
Organism: Pseudoliparis swirei
Lineage: Eukaryota; Metazoa; Chordata; Actinopteri; Perciformes; Liparidae
Gene: nbl1
Product: NBL1, DAN family BMP antagonist
Exons: 4
Coding region: 429-995 (188 amino acids)
Biological process (GO): animal organ morphogenesis
Molecular function (GO): receptor ligand activity; BMP binding
Source: RefSeq, a predicted model, not a curated record
CCUGCUCCAGAGUUUUACAACAAAAGACAACGACUUGGAAAGAGCUUGUCGGAGAGUUGCGAGGGAAUGUAACAUUGGACGAGGAGAGAACAAAGGGGCGGGACGGGCUGAGCCAGUGGACUCGGGGAUGAGAUAGCGCUCUACGAACAUCAUCUCCCCAUCCUUCCCCGUCGGAAGACACUUCUUCUUCUUUCUUUGCGGAUGAUGUAACUGUUUAGUGACGGACUGGGCUCGGAUGUGUCCUCGCUGCUGACGAAGUGCUCAUAUUUCUCUCACAUUAUCAGCGCACGCUGCUUCCCGGCAGCGCACCGCAUCCUCUGGUUUUAGCGGCCAGUGUCCAGGUUUGCGCAGAGCUCCACGGGCGAGCGGCUCCUCGGGCGGGUGAGCGCCGGCCGGCUGUGGUUUUCUUCCCCUCUAUAGGUGCAGUCAUGUGGCAGAGGAUACAGAUUUGUUGGGUACUGUUUGCACUGUAUUCAGCGGCACCGCCUGCACACAUCAACCGCCUGGCGCUGUUCCCUGACAAGAGCGCCUGGUGCGAAGCCAAGAACAUCACACAGAUAGUCGGGCACACGGGUUGUCAGCCUCGCUCCAUUCAGAACAGAGCUUGUCUGGGUCAGUGUUUCAGUUACAGCGUCCCCAACACGUUCCCACAGUCAACCGAGUCCCUGGUGCACUGUGACUCCUGCAUGCCGGCCCAGACACAGUGGGAAGUGGUGACUCUGGAGUGCCCGGGCAGUGAAGAGUCUCCUCGCGUGGAUAAGCUGGUAGAGAGAAUCUUCCACUGUAGCUGCCAGUCCUGCAGUAAAGAAAGCGGCCAGGAGGGGGCGGUAAUGCAGCUGUAUUCAGCAGACAACGUCCUGGACGCUCUGUCUCUACCGGACACCCUCAGCGGCGCUCAGUCUCACCCGCUGCCCCCUUUAAACACACACUCUAAAAAGCAUGCUCACCCACACACAGCCCAUCACACACUACCACACACAUCAGAUGGAGGAUAGGGACGACGUCCUUUUGUCCCUCUGCUCAUCUUUCACGACCUCCACACUGCAGCCUUUGUACCAAUCUGUAGUGUAAAGGCACUUUGAAAAUAUGGCUUCAGUUCAGUCAAGUUUCUCUAAAGAAACAUGCACACUCGCACACACAUGCACAUGACAUGGCUGUUAAUAAUCUGUAGUCUCAUAACUUUGUAUCUGCUUUAUCACAAUAAAUUAUAUUGUUGUUAUAA